AGGCGGGCACCCAAACGUACAUCAAAGCAUACCAUUGUGCGCUUGUGAGCCAAGCCAACCAACAGGACUAAACACGAUCCAUAGCCAUGAAUCUGGUGACGGGUGCCAUGGGCUCCCUGCUCCCCAAGCUGGCCGAGCUCCUCAGCGACGAGUACAAGCUGCAGAAGGGCGUCAAGGACCGCGUCAGGUCCCUGGAGAAGGAGAUGAAGAGCAUGCACGCCGCCCUCCGCGUGGUGGCCGAGGUGCCGCGGGACCAGCUCGACGAGCAGGUCAGGCACUGGGCUGGGGAGGUGAGGGAGCUUUCCUUCGACAUGGAGGACGUCGUCGACAAGUUCCUGGUGCGUGUCGAUGAUGACUGCUCCGAGCCUGCAGCACCCAAGUCGAACAAGCUCAAGCGGCUAACCAAGAAGAUGGCCGGCCUGUUCACCAAGGGGAAGGCUCGCCACGAGAUCGCCGACGCGAUCAACGACAUCAAUAAGCAAGUCCAAGAGGUCGCCAACAGGCGUGGAAGGUACACGGUUGACAGUAUUGUCGCUAGGCCUCCAGCCAUGACGACCAUCGAUCCCCGCCUUGGUGCUCUGUACAAUGAAGUGACCGAGCUCGUGGGCAUUUCUGGGAAAAGAGAUCAAGAGCUAAUGAAGUUGCUCUCGGAGGGAGACGACGAGGCCAAGAAAAAGUUGAAGAUGGUCUCCGUCGUCGGGCUUGGAGGAUUGGGCAAGACCACUCUUGUCAAAACGGUUUAUGACAAUAUCAAAGGAAAAUUCGAUCGCAGUGCUUUUGUUCCUGUCGGUCGAAAUGCCGACGCAAAGAAGGUUCUCAUGGACAUCCUCCUUGACCUUGAUAUCUACCAAAAUCAGUUCACCAUGAUGAAUGAACGACAACUCAUUGACAGACUCCGGGAAUAUCUCGAGAACAGAAGGUACCUCAUCGUUAUUGAUGAUAUAUGGGACGGAAAACUGUGGGGAGUUAUAAAGUGGGCAUUCUCUAGCAGCAAUAAUUUGGGCAGUCGACUAAUCACAACAACUCGUAUAGUCGGUGUAUCUAAAUUAUGUUGUUCGACUACUAAUGGUUCAAUUUAUCAAAUGGAACCUCUUAGUGGUGAUGAUUCACAAAGACUCUUCUAUAAGAGGGUAUUUUCUCAUGAGAGAGGAUGUCCCCGUGAAUUUGAGAAAGUGUCCAUAGAUAUAUUGAAAAAAUGUGGUGGAGUGCCAUUAGCCAUCAUUACUAUAGCUAGUCUUUUGGCUAGUGAUCGGGGGGUAAAACCUAUGGACAAAUGGCAUGCUUUGCUCGAGUCUAUUGGUCGUGGGCUUACAGAAGACCCCAGUGUAGAGGAGAUGUUGAGGAUACUGUCGUUUAGUUAUUAUGAUCUACCUUCUCAUCUGAAGACAUGCUUAUUAUAUCUAAGCAUGUUCCCGGAAGAUUUCAAGAUUAGAAAAGAUCAGUUGAUAUGGAUGUGGAUUGCCGAAAGUUUUGUGCAAUGUGAUAAUGCAGAAAAUAUUCUCUUUGACAUCGGAGAAACUUACUUCAAUGAGCUUGUGAACAGAAACAUGAUACUGCCGGUAUAUGCUAGGAGAGAAGUAGAAGCUUGCAGAGAAGUAGAAGCUUGCAGAGUGCAUGAUAUGGUUCUAGAUCUAAUUUCUUCCCUAUCAAGAGAGGAUAACUUUGUUACUAUAUUGAAUGGUAUUGGUGAUAGCAUAUCUUCUCGGUGCAACAUCCGUAGACUGUCCCUACAGAAUGAUAGAAAAGGAGAACUUCAAACCACACCUAUCGAAUCCGUGAGUCUGUUAAAAGUGAGGUCCAUUGCUAUAUUUGCACCCGCUAUCAAUCUAAUGCCGCCUUUCUCGAGAUUUUUUGUAUUACGUGUAUUGGAUUUCACUGGAUGUAAUCUUGGCAAUCAUAAUCAUCUAAACAUCCGGGGGUUGGGGAAUUUAUUGCACUUGAGGUACCUAGGUCUAGCCAAAACAGAAAUUUCCGAGGUCCCGGAAGAAGUUGGAAAGUUAAAGUUUUUGCAGGUGCUGGAUUUGAGUGGAAAUAAGCAUAUAGAAGAGCUACCAUCGACUGUUAAUAAGCUCAGAAGAUUGAUGCGCUUACUUGUGGACAGUAAAUGCAAGAGGCUUCCAGAUGGACUAGGAAACCUGACAUCAAUGGAAGUGCUGAGGGAGAUCCAUUGUGACUCUCUAAGCAUCCUGAAUGAGCUGGGCAGCAUGGAAAGGUUGACGAAGCUUGGAAUUCUGUUUGAUAAUUUGAGUUUUGAGAUGAUGGAAGCUUUUGUGGAAUCACUAGGGAAAAUGUCCAACCUCCAAAGUGUAGUAAUUACUCGGCAUGGUGUUGAGUCUCAGCUUUUGACAGGGGAAGGUGUUGAUUCUAAGACCAUCGAUCUUUUGGGGGAAGGUUGGGUGCCCCCUCAAAGUCUCCGGGAGUUUGUCACAUACGGAUUAAUAUUCUCUACAGUGCCGACAUGGAUAAGGAGGAAUCCCUUGCAUCUGUCGCAUCUCACGAAGAUAAAAAUCUUUAUCGAGGACGUACGGCAGGAGGAUCUGGACAUCCUUGGAAGGUUACCGGCUCUUCGUAAUCUUAACUUGUGGAGCUUCCGCCAAAUUGGGCUGCCACUUGUCGGCGCUGAUGGGUUCCGUUGUCUCGCAUCAUUCAUGUCGUUUUCCCAGUCCGCGGGCCUAAUCAUGUUCCAGCCGGGAGCUAUGCCCAAUGUUGAAAAAGUUGAGCUCUGGAUCAAAUUGCGGGUGGCAAUAGAGGAAGCAACUGGCCAAGGUGGUGAUUGUUUUCACAUGGGCCUGGGGAACCUCCUGUCCCUUCGGAAGGUCGUUGUCAAUUUGCACCGCUGGGGAUUGACAGUCGAGGAGACGAAGCAACCCGUGGAUGCGCUGGUGAACGAACUCCGUGCACAUCCUAGUCGUCCCGACUUUCAAGUCCUCCCCGACCCACCCAUACCGUAUGGCGCUCCUGACAAUGACGUAAUGGCUCAUGGAUGUUAUAGAGAGCGGGAGGAGGAUGGGGAGGAGGAAUGAAGAACCUGCAUGCCGGUUACAUAUUUAAAGAUUGCAGAAUAUAGGUUGUGUAUAAAAUGAUUAAUCUUUUGUCGCAGUGGAAAUGCAUUUGGCCGGAAAAGCUUGAGCAAGACUGGAGGACGCUCAUGGAUCCAUUGAAGACGAUGGCGAGGAAGAUAUCGUUGAUGGCGGGCACUAGAGGAGGAAUCGGUUGAUCAUGGCGUCUAGUGUGGAUCCGUGUGUGGUGUUGUCUUUCUUUCCUUCUGCACUCUGGCUUUUAGU
Lolium rigidum is the source of this 3284-nucleotide messenger RNA. RefSeq names its product disease resistance protein RGA5-like. NCBI's taxonomy places the organism in Eukaryota, Viridiplantae, Streptophyta, Magnoliopsida, Poales, Poaceae. The record is from RefSeq and is a predicted model, not a curated record. Bases 87 to 3023 code for a protein of 978 amino acids. Gene Ontology annotation, biological process: defense response to other organism. The transcript has 4 exons. Gene Ontology annotation, molecular function: ADP binding.